UUGUUAUAUUUCUUAAAUCUGCAAUUAUUUUAAUGUUUUGCAAAAAACUUUUAAAAUCCGCUAAUCAAAUUAAAGAUAAUUAUUUGAUAAAUCAAAUUUAUAUUGAAUAAAAUGGCUACAAACAAUAAAUCAGACUUAGAUGCAGCAGUAACAAUACCAAAAACAUCAUCAUUAAUACAUCCAGAUUGUGGAAAGGGUUCCACACAGGCUCAGCCAGCUACUAACAUCACUGAUGCAAUAAAUAUGGAUAAAAAUAAAGGUGACACAAAGGAUUGCAGAGGUUUUUUAUUUGAUAUCAUUGUAGUUAGACUCGAUAUUCCCAACAAGACUAUAAACGACACGAGCAAAUUAUUAGUGGAUGCAAAUUUUAAUGGAAACAACAUCAGGCUUACUUCAAGUCGCAUUAAUGUUUUAGAUUUCAAAGCCGAACGUAGUCUUGAAUUUGUUGCUAAUCCUUUGGCUUUAAAAACUGAAUUAUCAAGUAAUCCUUUAAGAUUGAAAGUAACAGAUGCGCCGACUGUUUUAGGUUAUGGUAGUAUUGAAUGGCCAGAAGAAGUUUUAUCCGGUUUGUUGGAGUGUGCUGGUGAAAUGACACAUUCAUUAGAAACUGAGCUUAAGGAAUGUGAUGGUGCAAAAACUGGUACUAUACAAGUAAUUAUACGUCUGCAGCCAAAAUGUGAGGAAUAUGUGGACGAUACUUCUGCAGAUGGCAAAUGCCGCAAUGCCAAUAAAGAAAUUGAUCCCAAUGAUAUUCUCUUUGUGGUGGGCGAAGAUAAAAAUCCCUGCUGCUGCUCUCAAGUUGGCAUCAUACCAGCUUCGGAUUCAGAUCAUGAUCUUGCACCAAAAUGUUUAGAUUUAUCAAAUUUUCGAGCUGUAAAUAGUCAAAAUGUUAAAAAUACAAACAUUUUGGAUUCUCUGGAUCCGGCAUGCCAAAAACUUAAGGAGGUAACAAAUCAUUAUCAAAAACUUAUUGAUGCCGUAAUGACUAAAGGAAAGGAAAAUCCAUAUACUGAAAAGUCGCCUAAAGAAAAGGAUGACAAAUUCUAUACACUACCAACGGAUAGCUGUUUCAAAAUCAAUGUGGAUAGCUGUUUCAAAAUCAAUGUAUUACCUUCCAGUUCAGACUCUUAUACAAUGCCAUUAUAUUGUCCAUCAGAUAAUAAAGCGUUUACUGCAAAUAAUGUUAGACAAAUAGCCCAUAAAGAGACUCUACCAGAUAUGGUGGAACAUGAACCCGAAUCUUUAAGAUGUUGUCCUCUUUGUAAGGAAGAUAUGAAAUUUUUACCAAAAUUAGCUGCCUGUCCCAAUUGUUGCUACAAACCUGUACCUUACUUUGAGGAGAAACCAUACAAUGAUACUCAAAGCGCCGAUCAAGUACUAAAAGAAUAUCAAGAUAAAUUGCAAACAAACGAUAAUGAAAGUAGUGAUACAAAUCUAAAAGAACAAACAAAAUGUCGUUGUUCUUGUAAAUAUGGCUCAAAUAAACCGUGUGCUCAUUGUCGUAUCCGAAAACUGUGUGAACAUAUAUUUCAGCCACCUCUUCCCACUGUACAGCCCAAUGUUGAGGUAGAGGCAAAAACUUCUGAGGUUCAUUGUGCCAGCAGCGAUAAUCGACCAUUUUUGACCAGAAUAUUUUCCGAAUUGAAAGAUCUUUAUGAUAUUGAAGAGCCAAAAAAGAAACACUUUGAGCCAGAUGAGCGUUGCGAGAUGGAACUAAAUAAAGAGCCGUCAAAGAAAAAUCAAUCGCUAUUGAAAAAAGAUCUUAUGAAGGAAGUGCAAAAUAAUGAUUAUGAAAAAGCAAAGGAAAUUAGUAAACCUCAAAAAUGCUGUAAACGCAAAAAGCGUUCGUUAAAACCGGCAUCACAACAGGCUGUGAAAAGUAAAUUGUAUGAUUAUCAAUUAGUUAGACAAAAUUGUGAAACUCAAAUUGGCCAUAAAACGUGCAUAAAUGGAUUUGCAGGACGUAAAAAUGUUCCACCUAACAUGGGUUGGCUAUGGAAUAUACACAAUUCUGGCAAAUGGAAACCGGGAGCCAUACGCAAACCAAUUAAAGAAUUAAUGAGAUAUUUUCUAAAAGAUUUCCCUGCCGAUACGCUACUUGUGUCCCAGUAUUCCUAUCGCAAAAUAUCUAAUUCGAGAAAUCCCAAUGUCCCCCCUCAUGUCUCUCUCGAACAAAAACCAACUUUAUACAUACACAAAAAGAAUGGGGAGUAUAUUAUAACAAUGAGGCCCCUUAAACCCCUCGAAGUUUUGAAAGAUGCUGCAGACCCUUAUGAAAAUAUGAAACCAAUACAAUUUCGAAUUGUUAAAAAUCCCCAAUUGGAGGCAAUACGAAAUCUCAAGAAAUGUUUAAAAGAAAUGGGCUUUAAGAAGUGCACCUGCCAUAGGCCUAUUAUGUAUUGCUAUUGUCGAACGUUUUUGGAGAAAAAGAAAUUGGAAUAUCAGUGUAAUAAGGAAUGUUGUGAACGACAACUGGAAUCAUGUUGUGAUAGCUUAGUACUCUCGGACACUAGUGAUAGUGAAGCAGAAUUUGAUUUUGGUGUAACACCUCCGGUUGGUGUAAUUAAACCUGAAAAACUAAAAAAAAUCAAUUUGGUAAAUGUUGGUACUCAGUAUGCUGAAUUAGAUUGGAAUCCAGAGCCUUUAUUUCCCAGACCUCCCAAUAAAUAUAUGCAGAUGUAUCAAUGUGCAGUGGGAGAACGUAAAGCACCAGCUACUAAAAGUGGUGUUGAAAGUGCGCGGUUGAAGACUGUUGGUGGUACAAUACGUAGUGGGGCUUGUACGAAAGGAGCUGGGGGUAUUUCAGCAGUGGGUAAAGGUAUGGCAGGAGGUAUUGUCGGCGUUAAAGGUGUUGGUGGUAAAGGUAUAUCAAGUAAUAUUGUGAGCGGUAAAGGGGAAGGCGAUGGUUUAGUAAUGGGAAAAGCUGGUAUCAAAGUAGGGUCUGCAGGUCUUGAUUCUAGCGGCAAAUAUGGCGGACGCGGAGAUCGCUCUGUAACUCCCAAGAAAAAAUUUGAUAUGUUAAAAUAUUCAAUGAAAGUAGCUAAAAGUAUGGCAAAAAUAUCACCCACAGAGGCAGCCGCUAAAAGAAAGGAAAAAAUGAGUUUAUUGAGAGGUGUUAAUCCUCCUCUAUUGUGUAUGGUGGAUAGACGUGGUAAACCAUUAAAUCCUUGUGAUCCUUGUUUUCCCAGUGGCGAUAAUCGUAUUUGUUAAAUGUCUUUAUUUACAAAAACGAAAGUUAUAAACUCCAAAUUAAAUGAAGUAAAUUCAAAACUAAAAAAUU
Calliphora vicina (urban bluebottle blowfly) is the source of this 3280-nucleotide messenger RNA. RefSeq lists its product as uncharacterized. Bases 112 to 3210 code for a protein of 1032 amino acids. NCBI's taxonomy places the organism in Eukaryota, Metazoa, Arthropoda, Insecta, Diptera, Calliphoridae. The transcript has 8 exons. The record is from RefSeq and is a predicted model, not a curated record.